Messenger RNA from Trypanosoma brucei brucei TREU927, 1833 nucleotides. RefSeq lists its product as uncharacterized. The record is from RefSeq and is a predicted model, not a curated record. Lineage: Eukaryota; Euglenozoa; Kinetoplastea; Trypanosomatida; Trypanosomatidae. The coding region runs from base 1 to 1833 and encodes 610 amino acids. The transcript has a single exon.
AUGGUGUGGAAGGGUCAAGCCAAGGGAAAACAACAAAAUAACGGAAAGAAUAUUCUGAAGGGAAAACGGAGACUGUUGGCGACAGGACCUCAACAGGAGCCAGAAGUAAACACUCCAACGGUCAACGCAAACAGUAACGUAAUGAAAUCACUUCGUAAGCGAGAUCGACCGACGGAAGAACUGCAGCAGGUGGGGGACGUUUCUGUAGGGGCAACCGAAGCUUCCAGUGUCCUCAAUAAUGCUGAAAGGGAAAGGAAGGAUACAAGUGCCGCAGACGGUGAUACAACUCAUCCUAAUUUAUUGAGCGAUGGCCAGGAGGUUUCACUCAAAGGCACCAAAGUUGAUAAAAAUACCUUGCAACCGCUCCAAGCAUCUGUUACCCUACGGAAACUGAGUGUUACGGUGAAGGAGGAAGAUGUCGAUGUGCAGCAGCUGACCUCACUGAAAAUGCUAAAGGAUUUGUGUAUCGAAUACGUGAGCGGUAAAAUACUGAACGUGACUUCUCUGAAGGAAUUGUCCCAUAUGGAAAGGCUUUGUUUCAAAGGAAGUUGCAUUGAGGAAUUGGAGGAACUUACGUUGAAUGGAUGCGAAGAGCUGAAAAAAAUUGAGGGGAUACACCUUCUGCCGAACCUCACGAUUCUCAACUUGGGGAGGACAUCAACAAAUGACGAUUUCUUGAAGGAACUUUCCGUAUGCAAGAAACUAUCAAAGUUGACACUAUCUGGGUGCCCAGGAUUGGAGAAUGUCGAACAGCUGUCAAAUUUUGCAACACUAAAGGAGUUGAGUCUUUCAUGGUGCAGUAAUAUUAUACAUGGGUGGGAAGGCAUUGGCCAACUUCCACAGCUCCGAGUUCUUCAUUUGGAAGGGAACAAAAUCACUAACAGAACACUUGAGCCAAUCUCGAAGUCGAAGUCACUUGUAUCACUAGAUGUCUCCUUCUGUGAGAAAUUAACUGACGCCACUCCACUCUGCCGUGUUAAAACUCUGGAAGAGCUGAAUCUUCACGCCACUAAAAUAACUUCUGGUAUCGACAAUCUGGUACUACUCCCGCGACUCCGUGUGCUGGAUGUGAGGCAAUUACAACUCAGCGCCUUCGAUACCAUUCUCAGUACUUUUGCUGCCGUACGUUAUGGCAUUCGUCUUUCUUCAUUUUGCAACGGUUUCGAUAUCCAAUCUAUUUCUUCCAUUCAAACGCUUGAGGAAUUGAGUGUGGGGGGGUUUUUCUGCGCCGCAAUCCAAUUCGGCAGUAUUGGGGGACUUCCACGCCUUCGAGUACUAAGGUUAUCGAGCAAAACGAUGUUUGACGAGUCACUUAAAGGAAUAAGUCACUCGCGCUCAUUGGUGGCAUUUGAUCUCUCAGGGUGCUCCUGCCUCGAAGACAUUUCCUCUAUAUCAGGAAUAAAGACAUUGGAAGCGUUGAGUCUUAGAGAUUGUACGAAUGUAUCAGAUGGUUGGAUUGCACUUGGGGAGUUACCACUGCUGCGCAUCCUUGAUCUAUCAUGUACGAAAAUUCAAGAUGUGAUGCUUCGAGUGUUGUUCCCUAAGUUGAAACUAGACUGUCUGAGUCUUGCUGGAUGCGAAAACAUAACUCAUAUAGGGCCUUUAAUUAACGUAAAAUCACUCAAAAAUUUGGUGCUGGAGGAAUGUUCCGAGCUGAAAGCGGGGUUUGAGGCACUACUGGAGCUGCCCUUGCUCACAUGGGUCGAUCUAUGCUAUGUUAACGACAACAAAACGGUGAAAGACACAUUGGUUGCGAGAGGGGUGGAUAUGAGAAGUGUAUGGUCUAUCAUUGGAAAUUGUACCUCAUUAUUUGAUUGGUGGAGAGCUAAAUAA